Molecule: messenger RNA, 3529 nt
Organism: Magnolia sinica
Lineage: Eukaryota; Viridiplantae; Streptophyta; Magnoliopsida; Magnoliales; Magnoliaceae
Exons: 16
Coding region: 160-2856 (898 amino acids)
Biological process (GO): regulation of mRNA splicing, via spliceosome; mRNA processing
Cellular component (GO): spliceosomal complex
Molecular function (GO): RNA binding
Source: RefSeq, a predicted model, not a curated record
AGCGGCUCUCUCGCCGUGCUACAGAUAACCAUCACCCCUUCGUUCUCCAAACCCUCGAUGGCGUAAGUUAGCAAGUCCACUACAAAAGUACCCUCCAUUUUCCAAAUCCUUUUCUCCACAAAACGAAAAAUUCCUCCCCGUAUCCCCAAACCCUAGAAAAUGUCAGGCGGCUUCUUCCGGGGCACGUCGGCCGAUCAAGACACCCGAUUCUCGAACAAGCAGGCAAAGCUGUUGAAAUCGCAGAAAUUCGCGCCGGAGCUCGAUCAACUGGUGGACAUGGCCAAGAUCAAGAUGGACGUAAUCAAGCCGUGGAUCGCGAACCGAGCCACAGAAUUGCUCGGCUUUGAGGAUGAAGUACUUAUCAAUUUCAUCUACGGUCUUCUUGACGGAAAGGUUGUGGAUGGGAAACAGAUUCAGAUCCAGCUUACAGGAUUCAUGGAAAAGAAUACUGGAAAAUUCAUGAAAGAGCUUUGGAGUCUUCUACUCAGUGCACAGAAGAAUGUAAGUGGCGUCCCUCAGCAGUUCUUGGACGCCAAAGAAGAGGAAACAAGAAAGAAGAAGGCGGAGGCAGAUCGAAUUACUCAUGAGAUUCAGAAAAAGAAAGAGAAAGAAGGAAGAGAACUUGAAUUAGAAAAGCAGAAGAAGAUGGACGGCGAGGGAGAUGUAUCAAGGGCUAUGGAUGCUGCUUCUGAUGCAAUUGGGAGACAUUCUGUUCCUCGGGCUUCAAGUUUUGGCCUUGAAGAGGAGAGAGAGGUGGAUGGGAGGCAUGGUUCGAGAGGAAGGAGCAGGCAUUCUAAAUCUCCACCCAUCGUCCGCCAUUCCCCUUCACCUCGUCGAAGCACGCCUUCAGCAGCGAGGUCAAGCAGCAAGUCAUUUUCGAGGUCCAGGAGCUACUCAGAGGAACGACAGAAAUCAAGGAGCGUAUCUGUAUCCCCUCAACCACGACGGCGUUCUAUUUCUCCUGAGCGACGGUUCCGUUCUCCACGCAGGCGUUCCCUCUCUCCUCGUCGCAAGCAUUCACCAUGGAAUCCCAGGUCUCCUCCAAGACGGAGAUCUCCUCAUUCAAGGCGAAGAUCGACAUCACGCUCACGUCGCAGAUCUCCAUCUCCCAUCCAUCGUCGAUCUCCACCUCCCAUGCGACGGAGAUCCCCGUCACCUUUGCGCCGUAGAUCUCCUUCACCUGUACGGCGGAGGUCCCCAAUUACUGUCCGUAGGAGAUCACCACCUCCUCCUCGGCGCAGGUCCCCUUCUCCACGAUGGAGGUCUCCAUCUCCGCGGCGGCGUCGGUCUCCAUCUCCUUUGAGGAGGAGAUCACCUCUGUUAAGAUCUCCAAGACACCGGAGGAGGUCACCAGUGCGGUCACCUCGAAGGCGUGUUGUUGAUUCUCAGAUAUCUCCUGGGGAACGGAACAGGAGCCGUAGUCCAUACACAAGCCACAGUCCACAUCGAAGUCGUAGGAGCUUGAGUAGGGAACGAGAUAGCCGUGCUAAUGGUGUGGAAUCCAAAAGAAACAUAGACGAUUAUGCCUCUCAAAGGGCACCUGGAAAGAGGUCUCCUGUUCGUCAUACUCUUGAGAAAGAGGUGGAGCGCCAUGGUUCAGGACGCAAGGGGACAGACUCUAUUUCACGCCAACCACCAAUUUCUCUGAGGUCUCCACAGCGUGAUCCCAAGGAUCGGAAUGAUGCACGUCAUAAAAUGCCAGCUUUGUCACCACCACCAGAAAACUCUCCAAGUCAGUCGGGAUCUCCACCACGCAGGCGGAGAACAAGUCCCAUUGAAGAUAGGAUGCCUAGUCCUGCGAGUCCUGCAAGGCGAACAAGAGAACGGGCAACUCGUCAUGACAGUCCAGAAAGAAGUAUAGAUGGAGAAGAAAUCAGUCAUGGCAGGGAAGAUGCGGGCAAGAAAGCUGAUUCUCUUCGAAAAAGAAUUAGACAUUCACCCACUGUUGGGAGUAGGAAAAAGCCUACUUCGAAGGGCUCAGAGGAUUCUCCUGACAAAUUUGUUGUUAGUGGAUCUUCUGAAGCUCGAGGUCGCAUGGAUUACACAGAAUUGCAAAAGAAAGAGCUUGCACAAAGGAGUGACAAAGCUUCUAUGAAGACAGAUCGAACAUCACACAUAUCAGAAGAAAUAGAGUAUGGUCCUGGGAGGCUAGAUAACUUUCCACAAGAUCAUGGCCGUGACAAACAAUCAUCUGCUAAGCAACUUGUUCGAGAUUCGUUUUCCCCAGAUGAAAGAUUAAGUAAUCAGCAGGUCCUCUCAAGAAAACCAAACUCAAGAGAAGAUUACAGGGGUAAGGAGAAAAAGCAUCCAUUUUCAAGCGAUGAUGAAUACAGUGACCUUGAUCGUAAAACGGAAGCUUUAUCAAAAUCCACAAAAAAGGCAGGUCGAAAUGAUCGAAUGGGUGCUGCUGAUUCGGAUUCUGAGAAAAAGGAAAGUUACAGAAAAGACAUGGAAAGGAGAAAGUUUAAGAGGUCGGAUAGCCGGGAAAGGGCUUUGGACAAUGAAGCUGCAUAUGACUCUCAGCUAGAUGAGAGGAAAGAGGCGAAGAGAAGAAGGAAGGAGGAUAAGAAAUUACGGAAAGAGGAGAGACGCCGAAAGCGUGAAGAGCGGCACCGUAGGAGGGAAGAGCGGCGUGCUGAGAAACUGAAAGCGAAGUCCAUUGAUACUGUAACCCCACCUUCAGAUUUUGAAAAUAAUCAGAAUGAUGCUGGUGAUUCAGAUGGCGAUGUUGCUGAGAAGAAGGAUUUAAAUGCAAGUGACUCUGAAGAAAUGGAGUCUGAGCAGAAGAAGCUUGAGAUCGAGCUGCGAAAGAAGGCUCUUGAAUCACUCCGUGCAAAGAAGGCCAUCAGCCAUUGAAUUUAUUCUUACAGCCUGGAAACUUUUUUAGCUGUUUUUAUCCAUUUACUGUAAAAGAGUAUCUCUGUUUCCAACUUUAUAUUGCAGGCUAGUUUUAUGUUCUGAAGAAUGGGACAGUCACCAUUAUGUGAGUGUCUCCCCUAAUAUGUCAUAGCUGUUUGAUGUAGUCUGUGUUUACUUCUGGCAGCUGAAGUGGAUAAUGAGGAUUUCCUGAGCUCUCUUGAUGGAACUUAGUGCAGGUCUUGCUGCUUGAUUUACUGCUUUAUGCUUGAUUGAUAGAUGAGAAUACUGUCAACUAGGUGACAUGGUUGAGCAGGCCCUUUGCAGAACCCUCAUUUUGAACAUCAAAUCAGCUUGACAGUCAUUCCGGGGACUUAGUUUUUAUGUACAUCAAAAGAUGAUAUAAGCUUCGGUCUCAUCCUGUGUUCAUGUUGAUGUCAGCUGGUAAUUCUCUCUGAGAUCAAUACCAUGUAUUUAUAAUGUCUGUUGGAUUAUGUAAAAGUGAACAUUUUCUAUUUUAAUUUCACUAUUUGAAGUAGAUCACAUUUAGCAGUAUCAUCAAUGAGUUAGUUCUGUUAAUGAUGGAAAUAGGCUCUGCUGCACUUUCUGGUCCUGUCUGUAGCAAAAUCUUGAUGGUAGAAGUAAUUAUUUAAUUUCCUAUUCGUUGAAGCCA